GUGUGACGGUGGCAGAUUGAGCACAGGGAUGUGAGUGGACCAGUAAAGAUGACCCUGUUGGCGGGUGAUGGCUCCGACUAUGACUACAGUGCCCUGAGCUGUGCCUCUGAUUCCUCCUUCAACCCACCUCCCCUAUACGAGGAGGAGCCUCAAAAGGGAGCCUUCUACAAGCGGGCGCAGCGUGCCCCUGAACUCAGCUCCAUCCACGGGGACACGCUACUGUCCAGCGCCCGUAAACUCCACGCCAUCAUCAACGUGGGUGGCCUGCGUUACCAGCUGCCCUGGACCACCUUGGAGGACUUCCCCCUGUCUCGCCUGGGUCAGCUGCACCUCUGCAGCAGCUUUGACGAGAUCAUGUGCAUCUGUGAUGACUACGAUGUUACACACAAUGAGUUCUUCUUCGACCGCAGCCCCUGCGCCUUCCGUACCAUCCUGACCUUCCUGCGGGCGGGCAAGCUGCGGUCCCUCAGGGAGAUGUGUGCCCUCUCCUUCAGGGAGGAGCUGCUCUACUGGGGGGUCCCUGAGGAGAGCCUGGAGUGGUGCUGUCGCCGGCGUCUGCUGCAGCGCGUGGAGGAGUUAGAGGCGAUGGAGAGAGCGGAGGAGGAGGAGGAACUCCUGGAGGAUCAGUUGGAUUCAGACAGUGGACACAGGGAGCACGCAGAAGAGUCCAGGCUCAAUCGGUGCAUGGGCAAGCUCAGAGACAUGGUGGAGAGGCCUCACUCAGGCCUGCCAGGGAAGAUCUUUGCUUGUUUGUCAGUGCUGUUUGUCACCAUCACUGCAGUCAACCUAUCCAUCAGCACCAUGCCUGCCAUGAGGGAAGAGGAGGAGGCGGGCAAAUGUUCCCAGAUGUGCUACAACAUCUUCAUAGUGGAGACGGUGUGCGUGGCCUGGUUCUCCCUGGAGUUCACCCUGCGCUUCAUCCAAGACCGCAGCAAGCUGGCCUUCCUCAGGCAUCCCCUGAACCUGAUCGAUGUGGUCGCCAUCCUGCCGUACUACAUCACCUUGGUGGUGGACAGCACCUCCACAGGGGAGAAGCGGCUGGGCUCCGGCAACAGCUACUUGGACAAAGUGGGCUUGGUGCUGCGCGUCCUGCGAGCCCUGCGCAUCCUCUAUGUGAUGCGGCUGGCUCGCCAUUCGCUGGGCCUGCAGACUCUGGGCCUGACAGCACGCCGCUGCACACGGGAGUUUGGACUCCUCCUGCUCUUCCUAUGUGUGGCCAUCGCACUGUAUUCCCCCUUGCUGUACUUGAUCGAAAAUGAAAUGGCCGUCACGCAGGAGUUCACCAGCAUCCCCGCUACCUACUGGUGGGCUGUCAUCACUAUGACGACAGUGGGCUAUGGGGACAUGGUGCCGAGGAGCAUCCCAGGCCAGGUGGUGGCUUUGAGCAGCAUCCUGAGCGGGAUCCUCCUCAUGGCCUUCCCCGUCACCUCCAUCUUCCACACGUUCUCGCGGUCCUACGUAGAGCUGAAGCAGGAGCAGCAGAGGCUGCUGCAGAGGAGGACACACUUCCUGCUGCGGGGCCGCAUGGCCGGCCUGGGCAGCGGCCUCUCCUUAGAGAGUGACAUGCUCUACCCUACAGGGUCGUCUGACACCAGAGACAUGAAAGACUGAGACUGUUGGACAGAAUGGGACAUCAUAAGUGGGAGUGGGACAGAAAGAGAAGAAGAGGGAGGCUACAAAAGAGAGGCGAAAAAAGGGGUUAAAAAAAGGAUGAAGGAAUAUAAAUAGAAGGGUGGAGGGAGAAGUCUCUAUGGACGAGAUACAUUUUGUUUUCUUCCCAGAAAUGCAGCCGUGCUGUGUAGCAGUGUACUUUUGGAUAAACAUGAAACACACAGAGAGGAUGAGAGGAUGAGAGGAUUAAGUAAAUGUGUCCAUCAAAUGAUAUAACAUGCAUUUUACAAUGGUCACAGAAUAUGAAAUAGAAGUUUACAGAAAAGAAUACACAAAGAAACCUUGAAGCACUCGAGCAAAACAAAGACUUGCAGUAUAACAACAGUCCUAUUUUAGAAUACAUUGUAUGUGAAAUAUGUAUUUGACUGAAAAGAAUGGCGUCUUUAUGAGCCAACAACAUACAGCAGUGAUGUUUUUCAUCUCUGAUGUGCCCAGAUGUUUUAGUGGAUUUAAUGGAUUUGUUGAAGUCAUGUGCUCCUGGGAGUUCACCAGUGUCACUUAAUGGAAGAGGCUCUGCUUGUUAAAUCCCAAAGGUUAAAUACUAAAACGGGACUCUUAGUCCACUGAUUAUUUCUAAAUGUCCCUCUAUAUUUCCCCCCUUCUGGCACUGCUCACAUCCACAUGUUAGUUAUGAUGUAUUAAUUGUCCUUCUUCAACUCCCUGAGGAUAUGCAAUUUAAAAAAAACGUUUGGACAUUGAAGAUAGCAUUGUUGUGCUUGUAAUUACUGCAGUUGCUGUCCAUAGCUGUUUAUAAUUAUUAUUUCUCUCCUUAAAGUGGAUUUGAAUG
Molecule: messenger RNA, 2458 nt
Organism: Cottoperca gobio
Lineage: Eukaryota; Metazoa; Chordata; Actinopteri; Perciformes; Bovichtidae
Gene: kcng1
Product: potassium voltage-gated channel, subfamily G, member 1
Exons: 2
Coding region: 49-1611 (520 amino acids)
Biological process (GO): action potential; protein homooligomerization; potassium ion transmembrane transport
Cellular component (GO): membrane; voltage-gated potassium channel complex
Molecular function (GO): delayed rectifier potassium channel activity
Source: RefSeq, a predicted model, not a curated record